CUUUCAAUCAAUGAGGGUGAGGAAAGUAGUGCCAACAAAGAUGGCAAUCAGUCAAGACAUUUUGGUGGUAAUGAUGCUACUACAUGGAGUAAUGGGAACGAUGAUCAAUCUCAACAAUAGUGGUUUUGAAGACAUUGUUAUUGCUAUUAAUCCAACGAUACCUGAAGAUGACAAAAUUGUUACCAACAUAAAGGAUAUGGUUAAAGAAGCAUCCAAUUAUCUCAUCAGUGCUACAGAACGAAGAUUUUACUUUAAGUCUGUAAAAAUUAUAAUUCCAAUGACAUGGACAUCAAAACCAGAGUAUAAAAGAGUAAUAAGAGAAUCCUACGAAAAAGCUGACAUCAUAGUAGCUGAUCCUUAUGUGAAAUCUGGAGAUGAUCCCUACACUUUGCAGUAUGGAGGUUGUGGGAUACCAGGAAGAUACAUUCAUUUCACGCCAGAAUUUCUGACAAAUGACAAUUUGCAUGAUGUUUAUGGAUCUCGAGGUAGAGUCUUUGUUCAUGAGUGGGCUCAUCUCAGAUGGGGUGUCUUUGAUGAAUAUAAUUAUGAUGCUCCUUUCUAUGUUACCAACGAAAAGAAAGUUGAGGCAACAAGAUGUUCAGUUAGUAUCACUGGUGUUUAUAUAUUUUCAACUGGACCAGGAAACUACAGAGACUGCAGAUUCCGGGAGGACACUCAGAUGUAUGAACCGGGAUGUCAAUUUGUACCACAUAAAACCCAAAGCACUCCAGUGUCGAUAAUGUAUAUGCAAAGUCUACCUUCUGUUACUCUGUUCUGUAAUGAAAGUAAUCAUAAUAUGGAAGCACCAAACCUGCAAAACAAAUUCUGCAACUAUAGGAGUACGUGGGAAGUAAUCAUGAAUUCCACUGACUUCGCCUCUUCAUCUAUAAUAAAUACUCCUCUACCUGACCCCUCUUUCACCUUGAUGCAAGCACGUGACAGAGUUGUCUGUUUAGUGCUUGAUGUUUCGGGAAGCAUGAGAGAUCAUGAUCGCAUUGCUCGUCUCAGGCAAGCUGCAGAAGUGUUCAUCCUACAAAUCAUCGAAACUGGUUCCUGGGUUGGAAUUGUAAGGUUUCAAAGCAUUGCCAGCACUACGAUUGACUUGCAACAGAUUGUCAGUGACAAAAUACGGCAGCAUCUUGUGAAUUAUUUGCCUACCAUAGCUAAUGGAGGGACUAAUAUUUGUGCUGGAGUGCGCCAAGGAUUUCAGGUGAUUAGUUCAAGAAAUGGAAGUACCGAAGGGGGUGAAAUUGUGCUCUUGACAGAUGGAGAAGAUUCAGGAAUAGGAUCUUGCUUUAGUGAAGUUGAAAGUAGUGGAUCAAUAAUUCACACCAUUGCUUUGGGGCCAAGUGCUGCAAAAGAGCUAGAAAUGCUGUCAACCAUGACAGGGGGAUUAAAAUUUGCUGCCUUUGAUAGUUUGGAUGCCAAUGCCCUCAUUGAUGUUUUCAGUGGAAUUUCAUCAGAAAGUGGAAAUAUUUAUGAUCAGUCAAUUCAGCUUGAAAGUAAAAGUCAGAAAGUUAAUGCCAGCAAUUUUCUUAAUGGUAUUGUAUCCAUCGAUCAUACUGUAGGAAAUGACACUUUUUUUGUACUUACAUGGAGUGUAGCCAAUUCUAAACCUGGAAUUCUUCUGACGGAUCCAAAAGGAAAAACAUAUAAUCUUAAUGAUUUUGAAGUUGACAAUACCAAUCGCAAAACUGCUCGACUUAAGAUUAAUGGGACUGCCGAGGCAGGCGACUGGACUUAUGCACUUUAUAAUACACACUCAGUGGCUCAAGUGCUAUCAAUCACGGUAACGUCUCGAGCAGCAUCUCUAGAAGAACCUCCAGUAACUGUGAAGUCCUACAUAAGCAGUGAUGCAAAUGCUUUUCCCAAUCCAAUAAUUAUUUAUGCAGAAGUCAGUCAAGGAUUUUUGCCAGUACUUGGUGCAAAAGUUACAGCCACAAUUGAAUCAAAGUCGGCAACUGAGGAUCUAGAGCUUGUGGAUAAAGGUUCUGGUGCAGAUAUUAUCAAGAAUGAUGGAAUCUACUCAAGAUACUUCACAUCAUUCAAAGACAAUGGUAGAUACAGCAUAAAGGUGCAUGUCCAAGGGGGAUAUAGGACCAGCCGACAAACUCGCCAAAGGAAUCAUGCUCUAUAUAUGCCAGGCUAUGUCGACAAUGGUGAAAUAAAAAUGAAUGCACCAAGACCAGAAGCUAGUGACAAUGAUACCCAAACAAACCUUGGAAAAUUCAGCAGAAUUGCUUCAGGAGGUUCUUUUGUAAUGUCAGGAGUUCAUAAAAAUUCUUCAGAUGUCUUUCCUCCAUCUCGAAUCACUGAUCUUGACGCAAAACUCAAUGAUGAGGAUGAAUUCCUUUUGUCAUGGACUGCUCCUGGAAACGAUUAUGAUAAAGGAAAAGCUGAAAAAUAUGAAAUAAAAAUGAGUGAAAAUCCUGUGGAAUUAAGAGAUACUUUUGAAAGUGCUGCUUCUGUCAACACAUCCGAUUUGAAACCUGAUGUUGCUGGGGCCAAACAGUCAUUUCAGCAUAAGAUGAAAAACUUCACAAAACAAAAUGGCACUGCAGUUUAUUUUGCCAUUCGUGCCAAUGAUGGCACCAAUUUUGGGGAAGUAUCUAAUAUAGCAAGAGCAGUUGUACUUCUUCCUCCACUGGUCCCUACUCCCACACCAACCAAUCCUAGCUCUGCUCCUCCCACGAAUCAUUCCACCAUAAAAACCACUUCUAGUGUGACAGCUCCCAAUGAUGAAACCCAUGUGAUAAAUAUUGUGACUCUAAUUAUUAUCAUAGUGUGCAUUACUCUAAUUAUUAUUUGUGCUUGUAUAUGUAUAACUAUUUGUGUUUUACAUAAGCAAAAAAAGCCAAAUCCUGAAACUGCAAUGUAAGAAGAAGUAAGAACUCAAAACUAUAGACUGGAAGGAGAAAUAAAGAUGAUUUGUGCUAGUUACAUAGACUUCUAACAACCUGUAUAUGUAUAUUUAGAAGACCAGUUAAUAGACACAGAUUUCUGCAAUAUCAUUGAUUUUAAUUUUUAAAAGAAGAAAUUGAAUCACUCUCCUCAGCCUAUAGAGGAAGAGGUGAGUCAAAAUAAAAACAAGUUAGAAAGACUUAUCAGCCUUGUAUUUUAAAUUUUAUAAGCCACCUGGAGUCACCUACUAUUUGGGGGAAAAUAUAUAAAUUUGUUUAAUAAAUAAAUACAGAAACAAAUAAUUUCCCCAUACUUUCAUUACUCAAACAAAGGUGAAUUUCCUGUGCAAAUACCCCAUUUACCUAUUCUUUCUUUUACCUUUACUGUAAAUUUAACAUAAAGCCAAUCUGAAAUUGUUUAGCAAUCUCAAUGUCAGCACUAAUUUCAUCUACACUGAUUUACAAGAAUAAGUUUUAUGUUAGGUUUAGGUUACAAUGGUAUUACCAUAAUAGAGUCUGAUUCAGCUUUACACUGAAGUAUUUUUUUUCUGAGAUGAGAAAGAUUAAAUUAAAUUAACUUUCUGCAGGCAGAAUUUAAAUGGGUUGAACAUGUUGAAUGGUUAAAGUGGCAACUUUUUAGGAAUUAUGGUUUUUACAGUCCAAGAAAUCUGAAAGCAUCAAAGUGGGGAUUUGGGUUGAAAUAAUUAUAGAACAAUAGGAUUUUCACCUAAUUUAGUAAAAUUGCCAAAUACCCAAUCAUUAUAUUGCACCAUAAUGUUCUAUACUACAACGUUAACUAUAGUUGAAGAUAGCUUACCAAUUCUAAUGGCUAUCAACAGGGACCAAAUUGCUUCUCCUAAAUAUUAGUAAAAUAAGUAUCAAGACUCAUGACAAAAUAAUGUUUUUCAUACAUGGUAAGGAGAGAUUUAGAAGAAUCAUAUGAGACAAAAAAUAUUGUUCCAUCUGAACAAUUUUACUUAUUUUCAUUUAUUUAUGAAUACAUUUAUUCAAUGUAUACAGUUUCAGUUCCAUGAAUCUGGGCAGCUAACCAGGAUUUUUAAAAAAUAAUAACAAAAAAAAUCACUAAAUAAUAUAUAGAGUGGCCUAGAAAACCAGCCAACUCAUCAAUCAACAUUUGUUCCAGUCUUUCUGAAGUUUAAUAAAGAAGAAAUUUGAUUGAUUCCCAAACGUUCACUAUUGUGUGUGCAACUGCUACAUUAAAUAGGUUUUGGUGCA
Messenger RNA from Crotalus tigris (Tiger rattlesnake), 4136 nucleotides. RefSeq names its product calcium-activated chloride channel regulator 1-like. The transcript has 14 exons. Bases 11 to 2878 code for a protein of 955 amino acids. Lineage: Eukaryota; Metazoa; Chordata; Lepidosauria; Squamata; Viperidae. Gene Ontology annotation, biological process: chloride transport. The record is from RefSeq and is a predicted model, not a curated record. Gene Ontology annotation, molecular function: intracellularly calcium-gated chloride channel activity; protein binding.